AUGACCUCCUCGAGUCCUCUCAGCGGCACAAAUUUCAACCCAUUCGAGACGCACCCUUUCACAUCAUACACCUCAAACACUUCACUGGGCCAUGCAUCGACCUCGCAGAAACAACGCCACGAUUCGUCUACCAGGCUGGCGACGCACUCUUCUUCGCCGACGAAGCCUGUCUUCACUGCUGCAUAUCGCCUGGAAGCAUCGCCACCCGAGUUGAGCGAGGUCCUCAAGAAGAAGAGACCUCAAGAAUGGAAUCUCUGAGCGCAAGGGCUUCAACCAAUACCAAGAUCAUUAUGCUACUUAUAUACCCUGUACUGUUCGGCACCCAAGUCCUUAUCGAUAGUUAUCUCAAAGUUCCGGGCUCGAAAAUUCCAUCUGCCAUGUCUGGCGACGUGCGAGAAGCCGUGCCCAGUUAUCGACAUAGGGAGUGGCAGUGCAUCAGAUCAUGAUGCUGAUGCUACCCCUAUACCUCAGCCUGCUCGACUGUUUGAGUGCGAGUUUACAUAACUAAUCUACCAAUCGGGCCGAGUACUUUUUACAGCUUACGGGCACGUAUUCCACACUCACACACGGCCACUUUCGGAUGUUCGGGAGGCAAAUGCCAUCGACUCUAUAAGUAAACUCAAUGCGCAAAGACCUUCCGCAGCGAUAUUCCCACUUUCUGAGCAAAUGUCUGCUAUCACGUCAUCCGCGCCCUCGCCCGGCUGCACGGCCCCUGCGCCCUCAAUGCAUUCCAACGCCGAUCUAGUUCCCGAGCUCCCGCCUCCCACUCCACCUCAUCCGCCGUCAGCCAGUCUGAUCCAAAGACCGCGCGAGCGUCUACCCGUCAAUCUUAUCUUGGAGAAUUCGGGCAGUGUCGCGCGCGACCAUCUCGCGUCUGAACGAACAUUUUUGGCGUAUGUUCGAACGAGUUUGGCGAUUGCGUCGACUGGAGUCGCACUUGUGCAGCUUUUUACCAUAUCCAACUCGAUGGGCUCUGGCACUCUGGGCGCCGCAUUCAUUCCCACAGCACGCCGCAUACAGGAGUGGGCACAACCUCUAGGUGCAACUAUGGUCUGUUUCGGAUUGUUGGUGCUUGCAGUCGGGACCACUCGCUAUUUUCACAUUCAAACCGCCCUGGUACAAGGCAGAUAUCCAGUAGCACGCUUCACUGUGGGCUCCAUCACAUUCAUCCUCGGCACGAUCGUGACCAUCGUGUUU
Mycena citricolor is the source of this 1197-nucleotide messenger RNA. The record is from the annotation of a GenBank genome assembly. NCBI's taxonomy places the organism in Eukaryota, Fungi, Basidiomycota, Agaricomycetes, Agaricales, Mycenaceae.